Mercenaria mercenaria is the source of this 791-nucleotide messenger RNA. RefSeq names its product nucleolar protein 6-like. The transcript is spliced from 5 exons. Gene Ontology annotation, biological process: tRNA export from nucleus; rRNA processing. NCBI's taxonomy places the organism in Eukaryota, Metazoa, Mollusca, Bivalvia, Venerida, Veneridae. Gene Ontology annotation, cellular component: CURI complex; small-subunit processome; UTP-C complex. The coding region runs from base 114 to 791 and encodes 225 amino acids. The record is from RefSeq and is a predicted model, not a curated record.
AGGAUGACGGACUGGAUGUAAUUUUUGUAUUACACUGUCACGUCUUUGUAACGAAAUAUUCAGCGCAGUCUAGAAGAAAAAACACGUGUUUCUGUUUACAAAUCCAAACUGUCAUGAAGAGAAAACUUAGAGAUACAACUGAAAUGGUCUCUGAUGAUGAUGAUGAUGAUGAUGAUGCCAGUGAUGAUGAUGGAAAUAGCAGUGACAGUGAAGGUUCAGACAAGGGGGCAAGUGAUUCGGUGAAUGAAGAUGAUGAGAAGGCUGAUCUGCAGGCAUCUGUCAAGACUGGAUCUAAACAGAAGCGUGCAGUUGCUGAAAAUCAGUCUAAACAAUCUGGCGAGCCAGUCAGUAAAGCUGCCAGACUGUCAAAAGGUGAUCUGUAUAAACCACCGACCAACGAGGAGCUAAACCAACUGAAGGAAACAGAAAAUCUUUUCCAUUCAACAUUAUUUAGAAUGCAGAUUACAGAACUUCUGUCAGAAGUGAGUUUGAAAACAAAGAGGAGGAAGGAGAUCGAAAACACAGUUUCCACUUUGAAAGAUACAGUCAUGGGUUUAAAGAAAGGUGUCAAAUAUGAGCUGCAAGAUUAUUCAUGGUUAAAGGACUCUGGGAUAGAAGUUCCAUUAGCAGUGGAACACUCCAACGUUAAAGGCAGUUUUCACUUUAUUCCGCCAGUAGAUGUGAGGUUGUCGGGAAGUUUUGUCUUCGAGACUUGUAUAAAGCCAAAUGUUACUGUGGACCUGAUAGUUGUUAUGCCAAAGGUAACCAAUGUCCGAUUGGAUCAGGACUGA